Messenger RNA from Hyposmocoma kahamanoa, 1879 nucleotides. RefSeq names its product decaprenyl-diphosphate synthase subunit 2-like. The coding region runs from base 1 to 1215 and encodes 404 amino acids. The transcript is spliced from 2 exons. Lineage: Eukaryota; Metazoa; Arthropoda; Insecta; Lepidoptera; Cosmopterigidae. Gene Ontology annotation, molecular function: prenyltransferase activity. Gene Ontology annotation, cellular component: mitochondrion; transferase complex. The record is from RefSeq and is a predicted model, not a curated record. Gene Ontology annotation, biological process: isoprenoid biosynthetic process; ubiquinone biosynthetic process.
AUGUCUUAUGCUUUGAUGCGCCAUUUGCGCCGAACGACAUUUUUAAGGCACCAAUUUCGCGUCGAAAGUACAAUGACGAACUUAACUCAGGAGGACUUCGUAUUUCGGCCUCCAAUUGCUCAGUGGAGCAAAGUCAUCAGAGAAGCAGAGAAGAUAGUGGGAUAUCCAACCUCUUUUAUGAACUUGAGAUGGUUAUUAAGCGACGAAUUUGCCAAUAUCGCUAUGCAUUUAAGAAAACUUGUUGGUAGUAACCAUCCAAUCUUGAAAACAGCAAAGACCGUCCUAUACAACGAACAUAACAACCUACAACCGUGGGGACUCAUCAUUUUACUCAUAUCCAAAGCCACUAAUGGACCAAUGUCAAUGCUACAUGCAAAUAUGGUCAAUGAACAACAGCGAAUACUGGCAGAGUUAACUGAAAUGAUUAGAACCGGACAUUACAUACACAGAGGAUUAUUAAAUGUACCUUUAGAACAACGAAACAAAAAUACAGAUACUGCUAUGUUCGCGAAUAAAGUUGCUAUUUUGAUAGGUGAUUAUUUACUCGUAACUGCGAACGGGAUGUUAGCAAAAUUGAAGAAUCAAGAUUUGUCAUAUUUAAUAUCAACAGCAUUAAGAGACAUGAGCGAAGGGGAAUUUUUUGGGGACCGAGAUAAUCAGAACAUGCCAUUACCUGGUGUGCCACAUAAUAAAAGCGUAGAAGAUUUUAAAAUAAGCAGUGAUACAUUACCAUUGGAUGUUAGUGAUUGCUUAGGUACUCCAGUAAGAGAAUGGUGUUUACGGACUAUGUAUAAUGGUGGAUCAUUAUUUGGACGUGGUUGUCAAGGUGCUUUAAUACUUGGUGGGUAUGACAAGAGGCAGGAAGACCAAGAAAUAGCAUACCAGUUCGGCUGCCAUUUGUGCUUAGCGUGGCAAGCUGCAAGCGAAUUACAGAAGUUUACGUCAGGCAAUAAAGAAACUUACUCAUUAGUAAGUGCUCCUGUGUUAUUUGCAAUAAAUGAUAAUCCAGAGCUAUAUAAAACAGUUGAAAAGGUUAAAAACAACAUAACAGAUAUAGAUUUAGAAGAUUUCAGGAUGGAUAUAUUAAAAACUGACGCAGUGGAAAGAACUAGAAUGCUGUACGAACACCAUGCGUCUAAAGCAAGAGACUACAUUGAAAUGUUUGGAACUAGUGAGCCAGUACUUACUAUUAAACGAUUAAUUAAAUCGUUAUAAUCUUAAGUACUGAUUAUAGUUCAAUAUUUAAGGGCAAUUUACCUAAGACUACUUAACAAAGAAUGUGGUGUAAAGAAGGCAUAGGUCAUAACUAUUGGAUAUAAAAACUGUCGAAACUAGGAAAAUCUUCAGAUCAGUUAAGGGGUGAAGGGAUGAGGGGCUCUAUAGACCUGAAUAAAGCCAAGUAAUCAAAAUGUGGUGUAAAGAAUAACAGAUGGUAUUCUAAACUAACAAUGCAUAAAAUGCCAAACUUCAAAUUGAAAGUAUACAUAGAGAUAGUUGUACAUUGGGCAUCUCUCUCCAAGAUCAAUUUAGGUACACAGAAAUCAUUAGACAUUAGGACAGCAAAAGCGGAAAUGGACAGGCCAUAUGUGCUGUAGACAAGACCACAUAUGAGAUAGAAUGGGGCUUGUGUGGAGACUCAGAGAAGGGUGCAGAAACGUAGGCUGGCAACCGACGACGCGUUGCGUCGCUAAACUUUGUUAAAGUGGUGGGGAAAAAAUUGGAUGAGGAAGGCACAAGACCAGACCAGAAGAAAAGAAAUGACGUGCUUGUGAAGAGACCUACACUCAACAUUGGGUGGAUAGAAGUUGAAAAAAAGAAGAUGAAAUUACUGGCACAUGGGACUUGUCAACUUAUGUCGCAGGGUAACGGGCGCAGUGGC